AUGCUCGGGGAGCGGAUGCGCGGGAGUCAGGGGUCGAAGUUCGACUAUUUGAGUCGGUUGGUCGAGUCGAAGAAGUUUACGGAGAAGGAGGCUGUGCCUCAGAUUAUGACGAUUAUGGCUGCAGGCUACGAAACAGCCGGCAGCACACUCGCAUGGACGAUCUACUGUCUGGCCGCACAUCCAGGAGUCCAGAAAGCCCUACGCCAGGAGCUGCACGAACACAUGGCCCAGGAGUCCUCAUCCGAGGGCCAAAACAGCCAAUACGACAAACUCCCCCUCCUGAACGGCGUCGUGAUGGAAACCGCCCGCCUCUACCCAGCCUUCCCCUUCCUGCCUCGCAAGACCAUCGAAGCGACGACCAUCGGCGGCCGCCAUGUGCCCGCAGGCGUGUACAUCGGGAUCUGCCCGAUCGCCAUCAACCACGCGCGACACCUCUGGGGCGCUGAUGCCGACACCUUCCGGCCCGAGCGGUGGAUCGACCGCUCGGAUCCGGCGCGUCCGGUGCAGAAUCCGCUCGGGGGCUCCGUGGCCCCCGUGUGCAUGAUGUCGUUCGGGUAUGGGGCGCGAAGCUGCGUGGGUAGGCCCUUGGGUCUGGCCCUGAUUAAACGCCAGGUUGCGGUGCUGGUGCAGAGGUUUCAGCUGGAGCAGGCGAGUGUGUUGGAUCAGCCGAGUCCGGAGGGGUUGUUUGCUGCUGGGCCGCCUCCGGGGUUGCAGGUUCGGUGUACGAGGAUUUCUGCUUAGUUGGUUAGUUGGUUAUUUGCUGAGAGUUGUUAUGAGUGGAAGGAGUUAGAUUGGUGGAGUGGUUAAAAUGAUG
This is a messenger RNA of Aspergillus steynii IBT 23096, 814 nucleotides long. Its product is annotated as cytochrome P450. Bases 1 to 741 code for a protein of 246 amino acids. Lineage: Eukaryota; Fungi; Ascomycota; Eurotiomycetes; Eurotiales; Aspergillaceae. The transcript has 2 exons. Gene Ontology annotation, molecular function: oxidoreductase activity, acting on paired donors, with incorporation or reduction of molecular oxygen; iron ion binding; heme binding. The record is from RefSeq and is a predicted model, not a curated record.